Molecule: messenger RNA, 2061 nt
Organism: Mycena citricolor
Lineage: Eukaryota; Fungi; Basidiomycota; Agaricomycetes; Agaricales; Mycenaceae
Source: the annotation of a GenBank genome assembly
AUUUUCUCGGAUAUCUCCGGACCAGCAUUGAUUGUCGUGUGUCAAGGCCCUUGUCCUGGACUGUUAUAUCCUUGGAGAAGAUACUUAAGUGGUAAAUUAUGCGAACUGUGACCGGUCGCAGCAAGAGGGAGACUCUGCGACAACUUCUUGACGAUUGGCCGAGAGCGCUUGUCUCGAUUGUCCGCUCAUGUUUCAGCGACGAGUCUGCAUUGCACGGGAGUCUUGGUCUUCCGUGGAUUCCACCAUCUGAGACACGCUGCUUCCGCGGUGGUAUAUAAACCUCACCUCUCCGCUCUGUCUCUCUAUCGACACUUUCAUCAAGACCUCCAUCAUCUACUUGCACAUCCAACCCAACUGAAAGCUUCGACAUGUUCAAAUCUAUCAACAAGAUCAACGAUUCGACGAUCACGCUCGCUGACUUUGAUGUUCUCAACCGCAUCGGUCAGACCUCGAAAUCCAAUGUGCACCUGGUCAAGCACAAGACCACCGGCGAUCGCUUCGCUCUCAAGACGGCUUUCCGUGAACCCCAGUCCGACCGUCUUCACCCGGCCAUCAACGAGCAGGCCACGUUCAAACGUAUCGCCGCGGCCGGUUUCGAGGUCUCCCGCUCCCUUCUGCGGCUCCACGCCAGUUGGGAAGACGAGUCCCGCUACUGCUUUUUGUCUGAGUGGUGUGCCGGUCGUGAUCUCACUUCUUACCUGGCCAACGGACACAAGCACUGGGGCGGUCUCUCGGCUCCUCGCGUGCACUUCAUGUUUGCCCAACUGGUGACCGCGCUCGACUCGCUCCACCAGCUCAACAUUGUCCACCGCGAUGUCCGGCCGGCGAACAUCUUCUUCACCCAGGACGGCAACAUCGUGCUCGGCGACUUUGAUCUCGCGGUCCACCUCCCCGGAUCGCUCAUGAACGGCACCGAUGAUCCCGCGGAAAUCGUGUUCGACGUCUCGGCCGACGCUGACUCGGGGUCGUUCUUCACACAGAGCUGGGACGAGGUUCUGGGUGUGACGAGGGAGCGCUGUGGGACGGCGGGCUACAUGUCGCCGGCCCAGGUGCAGGGUACGCCUUACAGCUUCGACGCCGAUCUGUACGCGCUGGGUGUUGUGGUGCAUCAGCUGGCGACGGGUCAAGCAAGUCCCUCCUCUGCCAUGCCCUCGGCUGAGACUCCCGAGCUGCUCGCAACCGUCGACACGGACCUGGCGGGCGUCAUCCGGGGCCUGCUCGACCACAGCCGCGACACGCGCCUCACGAUCGCCCAGCUCAAGGAGCACCGGUACUUCUCGAACGUCAACUGGAAGAAGAUGGCUCGACACCAAGUCCCGGCACCGUGGUCCCCGGUCCCGGCCUACGUCCCAUCGACCGCGCGCAAGAGUCCGUUCCCUCUCUCGGCGACUCGCGAGGGCAGCCCUUUCGAGUAUGUGUCUCCGGUUUUCCGCAUGUCCCGACGCGGCGUCUCGUCUGUCCUGCGCCGACUCGUCUCUCGUUCCCGUUCCAAGCACGUUGCUCCGGUCCCGGUUGUCGUUGUUCCCGAUACGGUCUCGCAUACUGUCCCAGCGCCGCCUCUGACGUACGCCCCCAAGCUCGCCUCGUCGCCUUUCCCCUCGCUCUGGCACUCGCAGACGGUCGACAAGAUCGCGGCAAUGCGGUUCUCGGUCAUGGACAGAACGUCGCCGGUGUGCGACAGCGAUUCGUCAAGGAGCAGUGUGGCUUCGGCCGACAGCUGGUCAUCGGACAGCAGCGAUCUGGAAGCGUGGUGCGGCGCUCGAAAACCGAAACCGGCGGCUUCCGCGCUCGUCUCCGCUCCGCGCAAUGCGUUGGCAGCAGUUCCUCAUUUCGUUUCUCUUGCUGUGGAUUUGUGAUUCUGUUUUCUGUGCUCUCCCUCGUCUGCGUUAUUCGUCUUUCUGUCCGCCGCACUGGAUGCUGGCAUGUUUUGCUUUGCUUUGCGCUUUUCCUCCCCUAAUGCGUGGACUCGUAAUGCGUGGAUUUAUAAUGCAUACCUUACUAUAGGAUACCUCACAACUGUAAAAAAACAAAACCCAAAAAGAUCAAAGAUAACAUUCACAA